Messenger RNA from Schistosoma guineensis, 906 nucleotides. Lineage: Eukaryota; Metazoa; Platyhelminthes; Trematoda; Strigeidida; Schistosomatidae. The record is from the annotation of a GenBank genome assembly.
AUGCCAACAAUGCAAGCUGAUUUUGAUAGACUUGGAAUAUUCAAGGAGAUGUCUUAUGUUACUAUACGUGACCAGUAUGAUAAACAAGAUAGUCACCAAACUCGGUCAGCAUUCAAAGGUAAACAGAUGUAUUGUGAUGGAUUUAAACUCAAGUCCGCAAAUACGGAUGGUUAUUUUGGACCUUUCACGCGAAUUUUCACUGGUGAUAACAAAAUCGAUCUGGAAAGACUUAUUAGAAUCCAAAGAAAGGAGAGCUCAAAGAAAAUAAGAGGAAAGGCUUGGGCUCCUCCGAACGGAACCCAUCAUCUUCUUGGCUUAGGCAGCUCUAUAGAUACUUUUAGUGGACCCAUACCCUACUUUAGACCAAUAACGAGGCAGAACAACCAAAUGAAAUCUCACAAGAAGAAUUUUUAUACUUCCCCAGCCAAGAAGGGCUGCGGCUCUUACAUUGAUAUCACGAUAGGAAAAUAUCCAAACUACAAGAGUGAUCCUUAUGAUAAAAUUAAAAAAACAAGUGCUAAAGAAAGCACAUCAUCUGGAAAACAGUUUUAUCUCAACAUGCAUCCCCAGCAAUACUUUGAUAAAAAUCCUUACCACCAAGUGCGUAUUAAACGAAGGCCUUUCACUUCAACUAUCAAAAACUCAAUACACCCGAGAUCUGUAUUCAAACCGGCAAGUGCGUCAAAAUUAAUGGGUGGAUGUAAAGAUGGUUGUUUCAGCCCUUUCCCUCAUUAUACCUCAGAUCGACCCAAGAAAACUGUCCUGGUAAAAUAUACCAAACCGCCACUCAAAAUACCAUCCUGUCCGAAAACAUAUCCUAUCACUUCUAUUCUAGAAUUAAACGUCAAAAGACGCAUCAAUUCGUCUAACUAUAAAAAUUUUAAACCAUCUGCUAUCGACAGCUAG